CCAACACGCUCUCCGGACUAUGGUCGCUUCGUGUUGACGCGGUGGCACCGAGGAACUAGGGGAUCCGGUACGACAAUCUGACUCGUCUCUUCCGAGAUGCCUUCAGUCGCGGAGCGCCCGCGUUCGUCGCAAGAGGCUCUACUCCGCCUUGAGAAAGGCACCGCUUCCCCGACCACCCAGCUGGACGAGGCUGCCCACAUCAUCGGCUUGGAUCUGGCCCUGUGUGCCAGCCACCCCGAGAUCAACCGAACCCCUCACGUCCAGAAUAAUGCCGCCCCGAAGGAAGAAUGGGUCCUCCGAUGGUUGUUGAAGAAACUGCGGGCGGGCAAGAACUAUCGUGUCGACUCAACCUCUUUCCUCCUCCUCCGCCAGUUGAUCGACCUGAUCCCACCCAAGACCCUGGCUACGACCUUGAAGGACCAGAAGUUCCUCGCAAUAUUCAACCAGGCGAUCGCCGAUUUGGAGGAAGAUGUAUUCGCGGCGCUGAAGACAGGGAUAACCGACUUGCUGCCCUCGGAUUCGGAUUCGAGCUACACCUUAAACGACUCACCGCAGCGCAAUGGCGAUUACGAUAAGAAGGGAACUAAGAGGAAGAGGGCUGGCGACGACGAAGCGGACGCCAUGGAUAUCGACGACCAGCCACGAACCCCAAUCUCCUGCUUCUUGGCUUUCAUUCGCGCGUUGGAUUGCUUGUAUAGCUUGAUUAUGCUGGCGAAUCGGACUCCGGGUGUUGAUGAAGUUGCAAGCUCUCACCUGAGGCACGCUCUCAAAGGCGAGCCCGAGUCAAACGCUGUCACGUUACAGAAAUCGUUUCGACUAACAGCCAUCAUUACAACACAAUUCUCCCACGCGCGCAAGACUACAGACCUACAGCAUCUCCUGUACGUGUUUCCCGCAGUCCUAGCGCUGUGGGAGUUGAGAUCUUCUCGUCGAGACGAUUCGGACAAAGGACUGAGCAAUGAGUGCUUUGCGAAACAUUGUUUCCAGAGUGCAUUAAGACUUCAGGUCUGUGUUCGCGCGAUCCGACUCGACACCGAUGAGAGGGCUCACGUAUUGCAUGUGGUGGAGCGUUUGAUCGCCCUCCAUGUGGUGCUUCCAGCCCGUGGAGGAUUCUAUGAGCGAGGAGGUGCGGGCAUCGACUAUUCAGCCAGUGAACCGGAUUGGACUCCCGUCAAGCCGAUUUCCGACACGCUUAGACCUAUUCUUUGCGGAGUAGAGUGUCCGGCUGAGACCGCCGAGGACGCCAGCAUCCAAAAGAAGAUCAUGUGGAAGACGGCCGAGCUUCUACCCGAAUUUUUCGAUAUCGCAGUCCGCUCAGUUCCCAGGGAUACUUUUCGGAGACAGACACACGAGGCUCCGUGGCUUGAGACCUUGUUCGUUGCCAUCGCGGAGCUGGCAUUUUCAACUGUGAAGUCCCAGAACACAACCACAUACCUUUCUGAAUUUGUGGGAAUCUUGGAGCGCCUCUUCCGUGUGGUUCUCGUCCGCAACGUACAAUUAUCUCUGCAUACACUGCUCACUCACGCUUCUUACACCGGCCUUCUCAAGGAUGGCUUGUCGCAGGUUGAAUGGAGCCUUACAGCUCUGCUUGUUGAGCUUGGGGUCGACAUUUUCCUCCCAAACUCGGGCCUCAAUGACUCGACGAAGUUGCUAAAGGCUUUACUGGAAAAGAUCCUCUCACAUUGGCGCAGCGGCAAGUCCCAGAGUGAUGGCAGCUAUGAGACCAUUAAGAGUGACAUUGUGAUUCCCCUGCUGCGUGGUUUCGUGGCCGCUCGAGACCUACCCACCUUCAUGCAGUUCUGGUACGAACAACUCAUGGAGGUCGAAGAGGCGCGGUCACAAGACAAGAGCCUAAAAUCCUUCAUCGUGUGGGAAGACGACGACGUGUGCAAUGCGUAUGGUGAUAUCAUGCGGAGCCCCCUCACUCAUGCCCAUGCUGCUGCACAGCUUCAGGCAGCUACGGCAGAGAUCAGAAGUGAGGAUGGCAAGAUCUCCAACACCCCUGGUGCCUAUGCGCAGUUUGUCAUCUUAGAGUCCGGCUUCAGAAAUCGUGAUCUGAGCUUCGAAGAUAAGAAUGAGGCUCUCAGCUCAAUCAUUGAGACCGCAGCAUCGACGUUGUCGACGAAACAGACGUUGCAUUGGCGAUGGCGGUUGUGGCGGCUCGCUCGGAACCUCCUGGAGAACAAUGUCCAGUCCACUGACAAUGAUCUCGGUGCUGCCAUUAUGAACCUCGUGGACACCGGCGCGGUGACUAUUCGGCGCCACCACAAGGAUGGGUUGCAGAAACCUUGGGCACCUUUGGAAUGUUUCGAGGCAUAUCAAUUCACUCUUGCUGCCGUUAAAGGUGCCCUGAACAACGAUCAGUUCAAGUCACUUACCAGUCAAAUCACAGAAUUGGUCAAGUCUAUCUCCAGCAAGGAUGCUGUGAAUUCGAUCACAUCUCCAUGGAAUGGGCGCAUCGAGACUUUGAAUACGCCGGAAACCCUCGCCUUGGCCUACUUCUUGACUCUUGUUAGAAGCCCGGACAUCUGGGCUCGAGUUGAGCCCGAAACCAGACGCUCAUUGUUCGGUCAUAUCCUGUCUUUAGCAACAGCCCAAUACAAGUCUUCCUCAUCGGCUCUGGAGACUGUGGGUCCCGAACUUAGAUUCCUUCAAGCCUGGGCUAGCGUUGUCUGUCACGAAUAUCUACUCAAUGCCCCGGCCAUCACUUCCGAUUUAAUUACUGUGCUUGCUAGCCGAAUCAAGGAGGACGACUUGAAUCGAAAGCUCUUUGUCGAGAGCCUCCAAAGAAUCCCUGCCCCGCUUAUCAUGCGCCGCCAGAGAGCGGUCCUGUUGGACCUGCUGCAGGAGGUUAUCGUGCAGGGAGACAGCACACCCGAGGUCACUGUUGGGAUGCUGUCGUUGAUGGCGAAGAUGGCUGGUAUGCCCAAGUGUGCAGCGGCUGUGACCAGCAAUUGGGAACCGAUCUGGACGGUGGCCAAGGCCGUCACUCUGCAGGGCAACGAUGUUGAUCUUCAGAUUAUGAAAGCAUUCCGCAAUCUGCAUCGAGCAGUCAUGGCCAAGCUACUCGUUUCUUCCGACGAAGAACGGCACAAGCUGUUCAAGAAGAUGUAUCGCAAGGUUGCCUCCAAGGCGUCCAAAUUGCAGACCAUCGAUCGAGACUCCAUGGACUGCUUCUAUCUGAGGAUCUCUUUGUCUCAACUUUGGCACCACCGUAAGCAGCUUGCUGGUGUUUUCGAUGAGACGGACCUCGCCGCUUGCCGACAAAAGUUAUUCGACCUUGUGGUAGUGGAGGUGAAGUCCGUCAAGGAUCAGUGCAAGAAACAGCAACUAGAGGAGACAAUCACCUUGAUUAAGAUUCUGGAUGCGCUGGAAGACUUUGAGGACCUGGCUGCGGAUCAUGCCGAGGUUGAAAAAUUCCUGUCGAAGAUCGAAAGUUACGUGGAGAAAUCGGCCGAUUCGGGCCCCUCGCUGAGCAGACUCAUUCGACGUCGUGUCCUGGCCGGACGGGGCUCCGAAAAGAGCAUCACCCAGCCUGUGAUACAAUGUGCUGAGGCUCUUCCACUGCAACACAUGUAUAGUGAAGAACAACGACUCUUCAUCCGGUCUACCAGCGCAAGGUUUCAGUCCAUGUCAGUCGAGGAACUGACCCGAGUCAUUGAAGAUGUGCGGGAGUUAGGCUUUGUUGGAGAAAACGCCGAGUACCAUCUGCUUAUCGCCGGGCUAGCUAUUGCCUCGUUGCCUCCGAUUGAGGACAAAGAAUGCCAUACAGCCAAAGAGCUGUCGUGGAUUUGCACUGCCGUGAUCGAGUCGCUCUCCCGCAACAAAUCAAUAGAGCAGUUUACGCUUGCCUCCGAAUGCCUGGAUAUCCUCCUCCGCGAUUUCACGCGCUGUAUAACGCAGUGGAAUGUCGAUAAUCUGCUGGCAUCCAUUGCCGUCUGCGCUUCAAAAUCUGGACCCCGUAUUGACCCCGAAUUUGCCGGGACCGUCUAUAUCCGUCUCUGCAGGCUGAUGGGUGUCCUCCUGGGUCUCCACCGUCAGAAGCUUGGAGGCCGGUUCCACUUAAUCCUCCCUGUUAUCGAGCGACUGCUGGACUGCUUGUUCGCUCGCUCCAAGAAGCGCCCUCGAUCCCUGAUCUACGAAAAGCAACUUGGCCAAGAUCCAUACUGGCUUGCUCCCCUGCAGGCGACGCACGCCGUUCACUUUACCCGUCUCCUCACAUCGCUCUGCGACCCGACCGUCUCCGCCGUGUCGAGGCCGGCGCAAUCGGCAGGUGGCUUCGAGGGUUUGACCGAUCAGACUAAGAAAGCGAAGCGUAUUGCCGGGCAGUACCUCCAGUAUCUGAUCAUGAAGUACACGCAGAGCUCCCUGCGCGGGAAUCUGGCGCCAGAGGUGAAGGCCGCCAUUCUUCCUGGUCUCUAUGCGGUCCUAGAUGCCAUGUCGCGCGAAACAAUGCGCGCCAUGAACGCGGGCCUGGAUGUGUCUGGGCGGGCCGUGUUUAAGGCGCUCUAUGAUGACUAUGUGAAGUUUGGCAAGUGGAACAAGGGCUAA
Molecule: messenger RNA, 4551 nt
Organism: Aspergillus sclerotioniger CBS 115572
Lineage: Eukaryota; Fungi; Ascomycota; Eurotiomycetes; Eurotiales; Aspergillaceae
Product: ribosome biogenesis protein URB2
Exons: 3
Coding region: 97-4551 (1484 amino acids)
Biological process (GO): ribosome biogenesis
Cellular component (GO): nucleolus
Source: RefSeq, a predicted model, not a curated record